UGUAGCCGAUGCCGGGGCCUCAGUGAGCGAGGGGAGAGGCUGCUGGCGGUACCGGCUCUGGCGAGCGAUUCAGUCCGGAUCCUGAUCCGGUCUCCAUGGCCGUCAGCUCCAGGCUUGGUGUCUUCCUGAAUCUGCGUGCUCUAUCCCGGGCUUACAGCCUGUUGGUGGCCGGAGGCCGGAGUCCCUGCUUCCCGUCAGUGUCGGUGUCAGUGAAGGAGCCGCAGGCCCGGAGUGGGGCCUCGGCCUCGAGUACAGUCAGGGCCGGGCUCCAUCCCCGCUACUCACAUCAGGAGCCGUUUCAACCUGUGCACGAAGACUAUCCCCCACUCCCUGAUUAUGUGCCAGCUCCAGUAGAGAUGGGGACCGAUGUGUUUGUAGUCAGGGCUCGGGGAUUGCCAUGGUCCUGCUCUGCAGAAGAUGUGCUGAGUUUUUUCUCAGAUUGUGGCGUUGUGGAUGGUAUUAAAGGUGUGCACUUCCUGUGCAGCAGAGGUGGCAAGCCAAGUGGAGAAGCAAUUAUUGAACUCCAGUCUGCAGAAGAUGUGAAAAAAGCUCUGGAAAAGCACAAGAAAUACUUGGGGCAGCGUUACAUUGAGGUGUUUGAACUAAACAACAAUGAUGUCAGCGUCCUACUGAAAAGGCUCCACUCCAGUGAAAAUGAAUUGACUGAUGGUCGCGUUGUGCGUCUGAGGGGCCUACCGUUUAGCUGUACCGUGGAGGACAUCACUCAAUUCUUUGCUGGGUUGGAGAUUGUCGAAGAUGGUGUAACCAUAACGAGGGAUCACCGUGGAAGAAACACAGGAGAUGCUUUUGUGCAGUUUGUGUCUCAGGAAGUUGCAGAACAGGCCCUGACAAAAGACCGACAAAUAAUAGGCUCCAGGUACAUUGAAAUAUUUAGGAGCACCAAGAAUGAUCUCCGUUUAUACAUCAGUCCUGCAAAGAGACUGCCUCGAUGUCCCACAGCACGGGAAAUCGUAACAGAUGAUGAAAGCUGUACCAUAGCUAACAAUGAGAGUAAUAAUGGGGUUCUAGAAGAGAGUCUUCAGAAUGUGCAGCUACCUACAAAUGAUUUAGUAUCAAAUCACUGUGUUCAAAGAUCUGAAGUACAUAAUGUACAUAUGAGGGGCCUUCCAUUUCGUGUUAAUGGACAGGACAUUGUAAAGUUCUUCCAGCCGUUGAGGCCAGUCCGGAUUAUUGUGGAAUAUGGUCCUGAUGGAAAAGCUACUGGAGAAGCUGAUGUACAUUUUGCUACGCAUGAUGAUGCUGUUGCUGCCAUGACAAAAGAUAAAUCUCACAUGCAACAUCGCUACAUAGAACUUUACCUGAAUUCGGCAUGUGCUGGGAUUAAUAGCCCAUAUAAUGACCAGGGAAAUCAAGUAAAGGGUUCUGAAGCAAGUUAAGUAGUCAUUCCUUUCAGAAUGUCACUUGCUUUGGAUAUGAAACUUAAGCAAAUUACCCAAACACUAGAAAAACUAAUAAGAGAAAGUGGCACAGGCGCUCACUGCUGCAUCAAAACCAGACACAGCAAUUGUGGUGGACCAACUGACCGAUCAAUCGCAUUGAUAUCAUCACUGGUAAUGAAGGGGGAGUCAGCUCUAUUUUAUUUGCUACCCUGUUGUAGCCUGUAUUCUGGAUUAUGCCUCUUGUAACACGUUUUAAUGUUACAUUACCAGAUAAAAUAAAUGCAGGUAUUUUAACAACUUACAUCCUUAACAUCUUGAGUGCCUGACUGUAUUGUGUGUUUGGCAGAAAUGUAAAAUUAUUAACUUCAGCAUCUAUAUUAUUGUGAACUAACUUUUUAAUGUAUUGAAAUGUUAGUUGAACAGAUUUAAGGGCUUAUUACAGCCUUGAUUUUCCCCUCAUCUGGUUAGAAAAGGAAAAAUGGAUUAGAUGCAAUUCUCUUGUGAAAUAUCUUGCAUUUUGUUUUCAUGAAUGACUGUAAGGUACAAUGCACUGAUGGCAAGAAAUCCCCUGGUGGUGAUGGUUUCGUUUUUCAAAAUCACCUAAUGGACCGAAAAAGGCAUUGCAUUUGUACAUGUAAUAAAAUGUUCAUUGUAUUUGCAAUGACAAACAAAGCACAGAA
Messenger RNA from Chiloscyllium plagiosum (whitespotted bambooshark), 2080 nucleotides. RefSeq names its product G-rich RNA sequence binding factor 1 (gene grsf1). The record is from RefSeq and is a predicted model, not a curated record. NCBI's taxonomy places the organism in Eukaryota, Metazoa, Chordata, Chondrichthyes, Orectolobiformes, Hemiscylliidae. Gene Ontology annotation, molecular function: RNA binding.